Messenger RNA from Gongylonema pulchrum, 580 nucleotides. The record is from the annotation of a GenBank genome assembly. NCBI's taxonomy places the organism in Eukaryota, Metazoa, Nematoda, Chromadorea, Rhabditida, Gongylonematidae.
UUAGUAUGCGGAUAAAAACGAGGAUGGCCAUAUCGACAAAAAAGAAGCACAACAAAUAGCUUUCGAGCAAGAGGGCAUCAGCGCCGGAGAUGUCAACGAAAUGGUGAUGUCCGUCGACGAUAACAAUGAUGGUGAAUUAAACGCUCCGGAAUUCGCCGAUUUCGAACGAAUCGUUCGAGCGAGAGCCGUUGACACUUCUAAGAAAGCGCUUAAGGUUGUAGAUCGCGAUGGUUCCGGGACAAUAACGAUGGAUGAGGCAAAACGAAUAGCAUUCGAUCACUAUGGAUUCGAUGAAAAAAUUCUUGGGCCAUUUUUCGCACAAGCCGAUGAAAAUGAAGAUGGACAACUGGAUGCAGUGGAGUUUGCCGGAUUUCGGUCGGUAAUCCGAAAUAAAGCCGUCAAAAAUGCUAUCGAAGUUAUGCAGCAUCGACUCUUUUUAACACAGUCCAUACUUUUAGUUGCGUUACAACAAGCAGUUCUGAGCGUCACAGCUGUGCAGAAAAGCGAAAGACGAGUAAAAGCGCUGAUGGAAACUGCUUACAAGAGGAGGGGGACGCUUUUAAUGAAUGGCAAGGGGUAG